Pelecanus crispus (Dalmatian pelican) is the source of this 5379-nucleotide messenger RNA. The record is from RefSeq and is a predicted model, not a curated record. NCBI's taxonomy places the organism in Eukaryota, Metazoa, Chordata, Aves, Pelecaniformes, Pelecanidae.
AUGCCGUCAGAAAAAGGAGGAAAAGUGGCCUUCCAGGAAUUUUUAGGGGAAAGUAUCAAACUACUUAGAGCAGCACCUCAAGUCCCUGGUGAUGAGGCUAGUCUAAGGCUGAGCCGGGCAGUGGUGUCCUGGGCUGGGGUCCCGGUGAGGAAGAAGCCGGGCUGUUGCAUGCCUGCAGCGCAGUACUGGGAUGGACUGAGGGUGAGGGGCCAACCUGCAGUGCAGCCCCCGGAGGCAAAGGGCAGAGGGUCCAGGCGGGGGUCCUCCAGGACCUUUCUUAUUUGGCUCUUCCUUGCAGAUAUUGUCCUCUUAAUUGACAGCUCUGACGCUAUGAAACCUUCGUCUCUCCCCUAUGUGAAAAAAUUUAUGAUCCGUAUGAUUGAAAACCUACCAAUAGGGCCUAACCAGUUUCGGCUGGCGCUUGUUCAGUACAGCGAUGAUUUGUCCAUUGAAUUUGUGCUGGAAGCUUACAGAAAAGCGAGUCCUAUGAUGAAUCGUAUCAAGAAUUACUUUACAUUUAAAGGCGGGAGUUCAGUGCAAAUUGGAAAUGCCCUCAAUAAGGCUUAUGAAACCUUUUUCCAAAAGUCAGCAGAUGAAAAAGAAAGGCAGCAAAUCAUUGUGAUUUUGACAUCAGCACCCUCAGAAGAUGAUGUUCAAGAAGCUGCCAGAGGCUUGCAGAGCCUUGGAGUAAAGAUAAUAGCUAUAGGGACAAAAGAAGCUCCAUAUAACGAACUUUUUGAGAUGGCCACCCCACCAUUUUAUUACAAAAUUCCAGUGAUACAGGAGCUGCCUAAAUUCUCAGAAUAUAUGCCACAAAUCAUUGAUGAUAUUAUCCAAGAACACAACGCCGACUUAAUAAGUAUACCUGAUUACAAUGAUAUAGCUGUGCAAGAAGUAUGUGAUGGACACUUGGUUGCUGACAUUGUGUUUAUAGUUGAUCAUGGUACUUCAAAGUCAAACUUUGAAGAAUUAAAAAAAUUCCUGCAAAACCUAACAUCCUCAUUUCAUGUGAAUGAGAAAUGCAUAAGAAUUGGACUGGUGACGUACGCUGACGGACAAGAAGUGGUGUCUCAUCUGAACACAGAUACAAACAAAGCUGAAAUUCUGAAGAUAAUACAGGACCUUUCUGCUGGGUCAGGAGAAGCCAACACUGGUGCAGCUAUUAAUGUCACAAGGCUAAAACUCUUUACUGAAAGUGCUGGGAGCAGAAGGAAGCAAGGGGUAGAGCAAAUAGCUUUUCUUCUUACCCACAGACCCUCUCAAGACAAUGUGACUGAUGUUGCUACUCUUCUGCGGAGAAGUGGCGUGACAGUGUUUGCCACAGGUGUUGGAGAUGCUUCUGAUCAACAGCUGGUCCAGAUAGCUUCUUAUCCUCAAGAGCAGUAUGUUACCCGUCUCAAGGUGUUUUCUGAUCUGCAAAGGCAAAGUACGACGUUUCAAAAGAAGCUCUUAAAUGAAAUACAAAACAAGCUCUAUGUCCACUCUGAAAGAAGAGAGAUUCUCAAAACAGGAUGCCUGGACACAGAAGAAGCUGAUAUUUAUUUGCUCAUUGAUGGCUCGUCAAGUGUUGACUACUCGGAUUUUGUCGAUAUGAAGAAUUUUUUGAAGGAAAUUAUUACGCUGUUUGACAUCGGAACAAAGAAAGUUCGAUUUGGACUCGUGCAGUUCUCCCAUUUCAAUGAACUGGAGUUUGAACUUAAUAAAUACACUUCAGCAAGUGAUUUGAUAAAAGGGAUUGAAAACAUUCGGCAAGUAGGUGGAAAUACCAGUACAGGGGGAGCUCUAAGUUACAUGAAGCCAUUGUUUGAAGAGGCCAGGAGGCAGCGAGGAGUUACAGUGCCUUGCCAUCUAGUUGUUCUCACAGACGGAGAGUCACAGGACAGUGUGAAGGAACCAGCCAUGAAACUCAGGGAAGACCUGAUUAACAUUUAUGUCAUUGGUGUGAAGGAAGCUAAUAAAACUCAGCUUUAUGAGAUUGCAGGAGUGAAAAACAGAGUGUACUUUGUACAUGAUUUUAGCUUGCUGAAAGACAUUAAAAAUGAAGUUGUCCGAGAGAUCUGUACCACAGAAGUCUGCAAAGAAAUGAAAGCUGAUAUCAUGUUUUUAGUGGACAGUUCUGGAAGUAUUAGAAAUGAGGAUUUUCUGAAAAUGAAAAACUUCAUGAGACAGCUGGUGAAUGGAACAGAUGUUGGUGCAGACAGAGUGCAGAUUGGUGUUGUCCAAUUCAGUGACAAACCAAAGGAAGAGUUCAAGCUCAACACCUACUCCACCAAAAGAGAUAUCCUCAGUGCUAUUGAUAGGAUAUCUCCCCUUCAAUCCUCCACACUGACAGGAGAAGCACUGAAGUUCAUGCUUAAAUACUUUCAAGCCAGCAGUGGUUCACGUCACGCAGUUAAAAAAGUUCUCAUCCUGAUCACAGAUGGGGAAUCGCAAGAUGAAGUUAAAGUCCCUGCCACAGUACUCCGAGAUAAAGGCAUUCUUAUCUACUCUGUUGGAGUUUUUAACGCAAACAAAACUCAGCUUGAAGAGAUUAGUGGGAAGCGUGAGAUGGUAUUCUAUGUUGAAAACUUUGAUAUUCUAAACCAGAGAAAAAGCGACCUCAUUUUUCAGAUUUGCAGUAGUCCUCCUGAUGAUAAAUGCAGAAGAAUAGAACGUUUAGACAUUGUGUUUGUUAUAGACAGCUCUGGAAGCAUAAACUACUUACAGUACCAGGCCAUGAAAGACUUCAUGAUUGCCCUGGUGAAACAAUCUGAUGUCGGCCCAGAUGGAGUUCAGUUUGGAGCACUAAAAUAUUCUGAUGAUCCAGUAGUGCUCUUCUACCUCAAUAACUAUACUACAAAACAGGAGAUUAAUGAGACUAUCCAGCGAGAUACCCUUCUAGGACAAUCAACUUACACGGCAAAGGCCCUGGUCCAUUCAGAAAUGUUGUUCACUGAAGAACAUGGCAGCCGCAAGAGCAAAGGAGUUCCCCAAGUCCUAGUAGUGAUAACUGAUGGGGAUUCCCAUGAUAGAAAUCAUCUGGAUGGUGUGGCCCAGGGAUUAAGGAACAAAGGAAUUACCAUCUACGCAGUUGGCGUAAAAGGAGCAAGUCGAAGUGAGCUUCUGACAAUGGCUGGAUCAGAGGACAAAUGUUUCUAUGUGGAUACCUUUGAAGGACUUCAGAACUUAACUGCAAAUAUAACAAAUAACAUAUGUGAUAUUUCAGUACCAGAAUGUCCAAAGAAAGCAGACAUCAUGUUCCUAAUAGAUGGUUCCAGAAACAUAGAUGAAGAAAACUUCAGGAUAAUGAAGGACUUUGUGACAAAUGUAAUCAAUCCAGCUGUUACUGCUCAAAAUACCAAAAUUGGCUUUGCACUGUAUGGUGGUGUCUAUAAAGAAGAGUUCAAACUAGGCAUUUUUCCGAACAGAUCAGAACUAGAAUUUAAAAUUCAAAGCGUCAAACAAAUGAGAGGACACCGAAGUAAUAUUGAAAAUGCACUUGAGAAAGUGAAACUCAACUUCCAACCAGAAAACGGCAGCAGAAUACAUGAAAAUAUCCAACAGAUUUUACUGGUAAUCAUUGCUGGACGAACAACCAGUAGAGCUGCAAGAGCAGCAGAAAGCCUGAGGAAGAAAGGUGUUGAUAUAUACGCCAUAGGCGUGGGAAAUGUUGAUCAGUCCCACCUAACACAGAUAACUGGAUCAUCAAGUAGGAAAUAUGCCGUUGAUGACUUUUCUAACUUGAAGACCAUAAAAAAAAGACUGGUUGAUAUUAUGUGUGAGGAUGAUAAUAGAAAAGUAGCUUGUCUUGUGGAUAUCACUGUGGGAUUUGACAUCUCAUCACAGAGAGAAGGCCACCACUUUUUUCAUGGACAGACCAAACUGGAAAAGCAUUUCCCUGAGAUUUUGCAAGCCCUCCUGUCUCUAAGGGACGUGAGCUGCAAUGUUGGGUCCCAGGCACAGAGCAGCGUGGCUGUUCAAGUGAAGAAUACUGUUACUCCAAUAUCCACAAAGUUCUAUAUUGACAGUGAAUCUGUCCUGCGUAACUUGUCAGAUGCUGUGAUCAAGAGACCAUCCCAACUUAAUGUUGAAUUUUUGCAGUCACUCUGGGAAACAUUUCCAAACAAGGAUGAGACCCGACAAAAGGUAUUACUUGUAUUUUCAGAUGGUGUGGAUGAUGACUUAGAAGCACUUGAACAAAAAUCUGAAGAACUUAAAGAGAAAGGUUUGGAUGCUCUUAUAACUGUUUCUCUGGAAGGAACCUCCAAUUUUCAAAACCUCCAAUCUAUUGAGUUUGGAAAAGGAUUUGAAUAUGGAACUCGCUUAGAUAUUGGCAUGACAGAUAUCGCUAGCAGGCUAUCCAAGUUCUUGAACAAUAUUGCUGAGAGGACCUGCUGCUGUUUGUCUUGCAAAUGUACUGGGGAAGAAGGUGAAAUCGGCGAUAGGGGAAGACAAGGGAUGAAGGGACACAAUGGUGUUAAAGGCAACCUGGGAUAUCUUGGAGAUGAAGGAGAACUGGGCCCAAGAGGACCACCUGGACCACAAGGCAGACAAGGCAACAUGGGGUGUCCAGGCAAAAGAGGUUUAAAGGGGUUUCGAGGAUUUGUUGGAAAAAAGGGUGACAAUGGGGAAGAUGGGACUGAUGGAAUUACAGGAGAAGAGGGAUCUCCUGGGAUUCCUGGAAAGAAAGGAGAGAAGGGUGACAUUGGAUAUCCAGGAAGUCCAGGGCUAAGAGGACCCCCUGGUGAUCGUGGCCAGAAGGGCUUUCGAGGAGAUCCUGGUAACCCUGGACUGAACAGUGCAGUAGUAGGAGUAAGAGGCUUUCCAGGAGAAGAGGGGGAAGAGGGUGAGAGAGGACAAGAAGGCUCAAGCGGCUCAUCAGGAGGCAUAGGCAACCCGGGAAUACCAGGACAAAGGGGACAACGGGGACCAGAGGGCAAUCGUGGAGACCCUGGUCAGUAUGGCUUGCAAGGAAAACAAGGAUACAAAGGACCUCAGGGACAAAAAGGCAUUAAUGGUCAAAAAGGACAGAAAGGGAUACCAGGACUUAAGGGUCCUCCAAAUGAACCAGGCGCUGUGGGUCCGGCAGGGAAUCCUGGAGCUCCUGGGAAACCAGGAAUUAAAGGACAACCUGGUGAUCCAGGACCAAAAGGAGAAACAGGUCCAUAUGGUUUGCGUGGAAUGCGGGGAGAAGAUGGUCCUUUUGGAUAUGGCCUACCUGGAGAAAAAGGAGUAAAGGGAAAUAAAGGAUUUCCUGGACAUAUUGGACAGAAGGGUGAAGCUGGGGACCAGGGAAUCCCAGGGGAACAUGGUCUAAAAGGGUACAGAGGCAGAAUGGGUAUUCCAGGACGUGCUGGUCUGGAAGGCAGUCCAGGAGACAGGGGAUCUCCAGGACGCAGG